AACUGUUGGAAGUUUUCUUUUUGACGGUUAUCAUCUUUCUCCCUCGAUCGAAGUCUCUUUGCUUCUCUCUCUCUCUCUCUCUCUUUUUGUUCUGAUCGCUUUGAAGAAAUGGCACGUACGAAGCAAACCGCUAGGAAAUCCACCGGUGGAAAAGGUCCAAGGAAGCAACUCGCUACCAAGGCGGCGAGGAAAACUGUUAGACGACCGUACAACGGUGGUAUCAAGAGGGCUCACCGUUUCCGUCCCGGAACUGUCGCCCUUCGUGAGAUACGUAAGUACCAGAAGAGUACUGAUUUGUUGAUCCGCAAACUGCCUUUCCAGCGUCUUGUUCGUGAGAUCGCUCAAGAUCAUAAGGUGGAUCUGAGGUUCCAAAGCCAUGCCAUACUCGCACUCCAAGAGGCAGCUGAAGCAUACUUGGUGGGUUUGUUCGAAGACACCAAUCUCUGUGCACUUCACGCCAAAAGGGUCACCAUCAUGCCCAAAGACAUUCAAUUGGCCCGACGCAUUCGUGGCGAACGUGCUUGAGUCACCUUGAUGACCUUGGAAACUUAUCUAUUAAAUAUUGUAUGUGUUUGUUUUCGUUUGUUCUUUGAUGGGAGGAGAUAGAAUCAUGUAAAUAGUGUGAGAUUCGUACUCUGGUAUAACCCUUUGGUGUGUGCAUCUUUUCUUUCUAUGGUUAUUCGUUAGGACUUCUCUUUUGCGUCUUGUUGUCAAAACAAUAUGUUUCCUGAAUGUUUUAUAUGUAA
Messenger RNA from Camelina sativa (false flax), 746 nucleotides. RefSeq names its product histone H3-like 2. Gene Ontology annotation, molecular function: structural constituent of chromatin; DNA binding; protein heterodimerization activity. Gene Ontology annotation, cellular component: nucleosome. NCBI's taxonomy places the organism in Eukaryota, Viridiplantae, Streptophyta, Magnoliopsida, Brassicales, Brassicaceae. The record is from RefSeq and is a predicted model, not a curated record.